This is a messenger RNA of Triticum aestivum (bread wheat), 848 nucleotides long. Its product is annotated as probable RNA-binding protein EIF1AD. The transcript is spliced from 4 exons. Gene Ontology annotation, molecular function: translation initiation factor activity; RNA binding. Gene Ontology annotation, biological process: translational initiation. The record is from RefSeq and is a predicted model, not a curated record. Gene Ontology annotation, cellular component: nucleus. NCBI's taxonomy places the organism in Eukaryota, Viridiplantae, Streptophyta, Magnoliopsida, Poales, Poaceae. The coding region runs from base 100 to 702 and encodes 200 amino acids.
CUCCUCGCCGCCAUCGCCGCCGCGCCUUGGUGCGUCCCACUCGCCCGCUUCCUCCUUCCUCCCCCCGUCGGCUGCGGCGCCAAGGAAGGGCGAGCGGGCAUGAAGGCCGGGAGGAAGAACCUGCGGCGCGCGUCGCAGGAGGGCACCGCCGUCACGCUCGCGGAGAACGAGAGCAUCAUGCAGGUCGUCACGCUGCGUGGCUCCAACCUCAUCGAGGUCACAGACGGCGAGGGCGUCAAGUCUCUCGCCCUGAUCCCCGCCAAGUUCCAAAAGUGUUUCUGGAUCAAGAACGGGAAUUUCGUGGUUGUUGAUGCUAGUGGGAGGGACGAGGCUCUAGAAUCUGGAAGCAAGAUAGCCUGCGUCGUGUCGCGAGUCCUCUUUCAUGACCAAGUUCGUGCGCUCCAGAAAUCUGGCGAAUGGCCGGCUAUCUUCAAGUCAACUCCCAAUGGGUGGGCGACAGGGCCAGAAGGAACGAAAUCACAGGCUGAGGAAGAGCAGAACUCCGAAGAAGAAGAAGAAGAAGAAGAAGAUGAUGAUGAUAAUGAUAUGCCUCCACUAGACGCUAACACGAACCGAAAUAGGCCAUUUGAAUUGCUUUCCGAUACACACAGUGAUUCUGAUUCUUGGGCAGGUAGACAUAGGCAUAGCCAUGGACGAUGUCAUCCUAUGGCUACCGUCUGCUUGUACACCGGAUGUAUUUAAGCCGAAGUUCGGGCACGACAUCGGAACCUGCCCAAUCAUCUGUCUGAACAAAAUCAGUGAGUUUUAUCGACAUUAAGUGGCGGAGCAUGAUGAAAAUUGCCACACGGACUGUAAUAUGAACAAAACAACAAUGUUCCAUAUGCUGU